CGAUAACUCUGGGUAGAGAUUGACCAAACCGAAAGUUGAACAAAAUGGCUGAACCACCCACUGAAUGAGAUGACCAUACAAGCCUACUGAAAUGGAAAAUUAACAGAUAUGACCAACGUCUGAGAAUCAAGGAAUGGCUACUGCUACCACCCAGGCACAGGAGCUCAUCACCUGUGACCUAAACUGUGUCAAUCCCGUCCAGCAAUUCUGUAACAGCUGCCAAGUCGGUCUUUGUGAAGACUGCAUCAACAAACACAUCAAGAGCCUCAAGUCAAUGAAGCAUGACAUAGUUCCCUUCAUAAAACGCACAGUCCAGCUGGUGUUCCCUCAGUGUACAUCUCAUUCCCACCAGAGAUGUGAGGGCCAAUGUCAACAGUGUGAUGUCCCAGUCUGCAUGAAAUGCGUCACAGGUUCACAUAAAGGUCAUGAUGUUGUGGACAUGACAGACAUCAUUGCCAGAAAGAGAGAAAACAUUAAAAGAGAAACAGAAGAAAUUGAAAGCAGUAUCAUUCCAAAGAACAAGUCAUAUGAUGCAGAUGUUGAAAAGAAAAUUCGCAAAUCGAAGACCCACUACUCUUAUUUAGAAAAAGAAGCUAAAGAUAAAAGAAAGAAAUGGCACCUAGCAGUAGACAACAUCUUUGACAAACUUGAAUCACUGAUCCAAUCACUCAAAGAUCAAGAAAUUACGACUCUGAAGUCAUGCCAGUCCCAACUCAGAAGUCAAAAUUCCAGUAUGACCCAAACUGUUCAAGAAAACAAAGAAAUCCUGAAGUCCAACAAAAUGUCUGAUGUCAACCAUUACAAAUCCAAACUGACUGAAUUCAGAGCCAUUCCACAAGUACCUGAUGUAAUGUCACCCACUCUCAAAACAAACACAGUCCAAGGGAGAGAACUCAGCCUAAAAUUAGGAGAAUACAGGGCCACACUGACACAGACAACACUCUCACUACCCAGUCUGACAGAUGAAGUCCUCUAUUUAUCUGAUAAGGAAUUAUUAAAAGAAGCCAAAGAGAUUGCAAACAUUCCAACAAAUGUCAAACGGUUAUAUAGAGUAGCCUGUGUUGGAUCAGAUAGAGCCUGGAUUAAUGGAACAAACAAAAUGAUAUACUGUGUUGACAUACAUGGAACUGUACAAGACACUGUCACCAGUACAUGUAAUCCGUACCCUAAUGACAUUACAGUGAACAGACAGGGAGAACUGAUUUACAGUGAUGGUCCCAAUAGAACUGUGAACAUUGUCAGACACGGAAAUAUAGAGAAACUGAUCACCACACCACAGGGCUGGAAACCAGGGGGGCUGUGCUGUACAAGAUCAGGGGACAUCCUGGUCAGUAUGUUUACUAUUGAUAAAAGCCAUUUCAAAAUUGUCCGUUAUCAGGGACAGAGAGUGACACAGGAAAUAGAUAAAGAUGAACACGGCAAUCCAAUCUAUCAAGCAGGGGUAUAUUUAGUGUUUGUGACGGAGAACAACAGCGGCGACAUCGUGGCUUCGGAUGGUAAUGCUAAAUCAGUGGUAGUGGUGGACAGGACAGGAAAAGUACGAUUCCGAUACAACGACAAACCACCGGGGGGACAGAAACCAUUCAGUCCAAGACAGAUAGUAACCGACUCCAUGGGUCAUAUCAUUGUGGCAGAUUACAACAAUGCCUGUCUACACAUUCUAGAUCAGAAUGGACAAUUCAUUAAAUGUGUGGACAAUUGUGGAUUAAGUGAUGAGCCUUCUGGACUGAGUGUGGACAGUGAGGGGAGGUUGUGGGUAGGGUUGUGUGAUUCAAGAGAAGUGAAAGUGAUCCAGUACACGAAAUAAACACCACGACAUAAACACUAAGUGAAUGUGUCAAAUGUAUAAAGACAUUUACAUAUUUGAAUAUUUUAAUGGGAAUAAGCAUUACAUUGGCAUAUUCAUAAUUCAUGUUUUUGACAAACAGUAUGACUUCCGAAAUUUAUGAAGAAAUAUUACAUAAUCACCUGCAUAUUGACGUGUUUAUAUCCUUCAACUGAUUCACUAUAUGAUAACAUGCUCUGUGUGUGAUCAUUUUUAUAAAUCCAGGCUACUGACAAUUAAGUUAAUGUUACAGGGGUAUCAAAAUUCUCUUUUACAAUCUACAUUUUCCAAAUUCUAUGAUCAUUAUAAUAUUAUUUGCAAAUACAUGUAGAGUUGAUUGUUAGGUCGAAUGUUGUCUGUUUGUUAGGCCUUUCUUUUCAUACUGAUUUUGACUACGGAUUACUCUGAUACAUGGCUCAUGGCGGGUGUGACUUGUCAACAGGGGAUGUUUACUCCUCCUAGACACUUGACCCCCACCUCUGGUAUAGCCAAGAGUCCGUGUUUGCCCUACUCUCUGGUAUAGCCAAGAGUCCGUGUUUGCCCUACUCUUUUUUAAGUGGCCUGUGUUUGUACAAUUCAUAGGAUUGAUGAGAUUGAUAACCGCUUCCAUCUAUUUCUCUUUGUGCUGUAAUAAACUAGAAAACUCACUCAGUCAGAAAGAGCCAAGAACUUAAUUCAUGUAUUACAGGUACUAGUGCUUAUAAAACAGAAUUCAUUCAUUUUUAGAUGGGAGUGACGUUAAUCUUUUUUCAGAUCUACAUUUCCAUGUUCAACGAAAUAGUGUAAUGGUUUGGGCAAUAUGGAUGGCUCAGUGGUUAGAUUAAAACCAGACUAGUAAUGCAGGGGUCUCGGGUUCAAUUCUCGGUCCUGCCAUGGAGUUUCUCCUUUCCUAUUAUAUUUGGUGCAGUAAACCAGCACCUGGAAUUGACAGAUGAAAAUGCCUGCUAGAGGAUAAAGAUCCUGGGUUGAUGUUCAAGUGUAUAUUUUAGGAGGGAGGAAUGUGGUGGUCAGACAGCUUGAAUUCCUAGUGUCCAGAUAGUUGAUUUGAUAGAGCACCUGAUUGGAGAUUCAGGGGACGAUAGGUUCAAAUACCAUCUGUCCAUUGCAUAUUCUCCCUUCCUGUUACAGUAGGAAGGUCUGUUGCAACUUUCAGUUUUUACCUCAAGACCAAGAAAUCUACAGGUUGCUUUCUUUAAUGAUCAACUACAUUGGAAUUAAGUAUGAAAGGUUUUUGUUGAAAAAUGUUCAAAAUUUGGAGUCACAACACAAAUAGACUGACACAUGCUUAUACUCUAGAGGUGUCUUUGAUAAACAUCUACUUUUCUGUAGAAUAUGAAUGCUGUAUGUUGAAAAUUUUUCAAUGAAAUUUGUAUUUUGAUUGGAAUGAAGAUUUAUCAUGAUCUUGAUCUUUGAUAUAUUGAUCCAUAAGUGUCGAUCUUCCUUCAAUGUCAACUCGAUGUAUAAAAUUCGAAAUUGUCAAGUCAAAAACAGACAUUAUUAUACAGAAUUUUGACCCCCAAAGUUAUAGGUGUUUUCUCUUAUUGUAUAGUACAUUAUGUAUGUGUGUACAAAAUUUGAAAUAUUGCGGUGAAAACUAUACGAGUUAUUGCGUCAUAACAAAAGGAAGGAAGGAUGGACACUCCUGCAUUUUAUGCAAGAUCCUAAUUACUAAGCUUUGUACAUAAUUUGAAUGGACAGACAGACAAUGUGAUUGUUUUAGGGAUCCUGCAUUUUUACUAAGCUUAUAGUAACAUUUAUUUCAGAUUUGUUUCUUGUUAUCUAAAUAUUUAUAUUUUGUUGCAGUAGUGUCUAUUUGCUUAUUGUGUCAAUAAAUUCCAAAUUAGAUCAG
This is a messenger RNA of Ostrea edulis (European flat oyster), 3674 nucleotides long. RefSeq names its product tripartite motif-containing protein 3-like. NCBI's taxonomy places the organism in Eukaryota, Metazoa, Mollusca, Bivalvia, Ostreida, Ostreidae. Gene Ontology annotation, molecular function: protein binding; ubiquitin-protein transferase activity; zinc ion binding. Bases 134 to 1807 code for a protein of 557 amino acids. Gene Ontology annotation, cellular component: chromatin; nucleoplasm. Gene Ontology annotation, biological process: positive regulation of DNA-templated transcription. The record is from RefSeq and is a predicted model, not a curated record. The transcript is spliced from 2 exons.